Messenger RNA from Tachysurus fulvidraco (yellow catfish), 1949 nucleotides. RefSeq names its product TraB domain containing 2B (gene trabd2b). Gene Ontology annotation, biological process: negative regulation of Wnt signaling pathway. Gene Ontology annotation, cellular component: organelle membrane. The transcript has 3 exons. Bases 542 to 1243 code for a protein of 233 amino acids. NCBI's taxonomy places the organism in Eukaryota, Metazoa, Chordata, Actinopteri, Siluriformes, Bagridae. The record is from RefSeq and is a predicted model, not a curated record. Gene Ontology annotation, molecular function: Wnt-protein binding; metalloendopeptidase activity.
CACACACACACACACACACACACACACACACACACACACACACACACACACAUAGUAGUGGAGUGUGUUUGUUCUUUAGAGAGUCCUCACUCGGCAAAGCAAUAAAGGAGAUGAUUUCGGGCCGAGAGGCUAAUGCAUUCCGUUCCCACUGGUGACACACACACACACACACACACUCGGACUCCCCUUCACGAGCUCCCCUCCUACGCUGAGGGAAACUCUCUAAAACUCACUCCACCAAAACCUCCACCUUCAGAGCCCUUAAGAGGAACACACACACACACACACACACACACACACACACACACACACACACACACACACACACACACACACACACACACACACACAUAUCUGCGCACACACUCAUGCUCACACGCACGCUCUCAGUGGAAGUCAGGGCGCGAGCAUGGCGCAUGGACACACCGCGCCGCGCGCCUUUCUGAAGCGCCGAAUUUAACCGGAUCGACCUGUAGUAUAGCGCAUGUGUGUGUGAGUGUGUGUGUGUGUGAGUGAGUGAGUGUGUGUGUUCUGUCCCGAUAUGAAGCGGAGCUCAGCGCUCAGAUGGCUGCUCUUCUGGACGUUAUUUUCAGCGGGAUUAUUAAACCGGGAGACACAGAAACACUGCAGCAAGGACGAGACGAGAGAGCUGAACUCGUUCCUGUGGACAGUAAAACGUCCUCCCCCUCAGCCACCCUCCUACCUGUUCGGCACCAUCCAUGUUCCGUACACACGCGUGUGGGACUUCGUGCCUGAGAGCUCGAAGCGAGCCUUUCAGAGGAGCACAAGCGUGUUCUUCGAGCUGGACCUGACUGAUCCAGUCACCGUGUCCAAGUUGGCCAGCUGUCAGCUUUUACCUAACGGCGAGAGUCUGAGGAGCCUGCUGCCCCGGGACAUCUACGUACGGCUGAAGCGCCAUCUGGAUUACGUGAGGCACAUGAUGCCGGCAUGGGUGAGAGCUGAGCAGCGCUUCUAUGCUGACUACCUGUUUAAGGCCAUCGCCGGAGAUUGGGAGCGCAAGCGGCCUGUCUGGGUGAUGCUGAUGGUCAACUCGCUGACCGAGUGGGACGUGAGGGGCCGAGGAGCUCCGGUGCUCGAUCUGUUCCUCGCCCGUGAGGCUGAGAGCAUGGGCAAGAAGACUGGAGCUGUGGAGAACGUUGAGGAGCAGUGUCACCCGCUGAACGGACUCAGCUUCUCCCAGAUUCAUGAUGAUUUUAAGCAUCGAACUCAACGCUACGGAUGACGGCUGCGAUUUCCGGGUCGGUUUUAACGAAGUGCAUGUUAAAGUCCUGCUUUCACUCCAGCGCACGUUACACAAACAUUGUUGGACAUCAAAGACACAGAUUCAGGUUAAUAGAAAAAAAAACAGAUCGACUCGGAUUAGCGUUCCGAUGGAACAUCUUCUACAUGGAUCCAAGUGCUUGUGCUGAACUCACAGCUUUUAAAGAUUGAAGCAUGCCGGUUUUUUCCCACGCGAAAGCCGACACGAAUCCGCCUUCCUUCAGACGUCGUCUUGAUUAAUCGUGUCCAUCAGCAGGGCAAUCGUUUCAGGCUUACUCCAACCCGAAACCGGACCCGGACCCGGACCUGACCCGCUGAUCCUGUGCUUCAUCUCAUUAGAGAGAACAAAACCCCUCGCUCAGGGCGAUUGAGUAGAGAAUUAGACAUAAAAACAUGGAUGAUGUGGUGGAUGUGGUGUCCUGGCGGUUAAAGUGCAGGACUACAAAUCAGAAGGGAUUGAGAUCAAAUCUUAAGUCCAGAAGGCUGCUACUGAUGGGCCCCUGAGCAAGGCCCUUAACUCUGUAUUGAAAAGACUCAUCACACCCCAUCACUGAUUUUUUUCCUGCAGCAGCGUGUCUUGCUUUCUUUCUUUACUUCUCUCUUUCCUUCUCUGUCCUUCGUUCCUUCUUUUUUCUUCCUUCCUUUCUUCCCUCCCUCAUUCCUUCCUU